Paramacrobiotus metropolitanus is the source of this 1070-nucleotide messenger RNA. RefSeq lists its product as uncharacterized. NCBI's taxonomy places the organism in Eukaryota, Metazoa, Tardigrada, Eutardigrada, Parachela, Macrobiotidae. The record is from RefSeq and is a predicted model, not a curated record. The coding region runs from base 61 to 888 and encodes 275 amino acids. The transcript is spliced from 2 exons.
CACAACUCACCUGACAGAUGCAUCGUGUAAAAAUUUUAUAUUCCAGAUCAAUAGACGAAAAUGAUGGUGACAAUAUUAUCCGUUGCAUCGGUUAUCGUGGUCAUAACGCUAUCGCUGCAAAUACAACCGACACAUAGUGCGAUCCACGGCAAUCCGGACGGUUGGGCCGAUCAGUUGCGCAGACCCAUGUCCGGUCGGUUAACCGCAAAUGGCCCGAUGCGCUCCGAACGCCUCGCCUCCAAUGUUUCAUCGGCCAGCGCGCCUAGCAGCAGCGCUCCGGAUAUGUACUACUACAUAACGGACAAAUACGUCCUCAUGCGUAUCGAGACCGGGAAACCGCCGGUGCGCAUUGCUGAGAAUGUCGUCUGGUCAGCCAGCGGUUACGACGACAGCCUGUGGUACACCGACGCGGCGGGGGCUGUGUGGCGGUUGCACUAUCAUCGGGCUGCUCAAAAGGUUCUUAAUGCACCGCAAAACGUCGCGUUCGUCCGCCUCGCACCGCGCUCAUACCAGGAAGCCUUCCUGGUCACUUCCACAGGCGACCUGUACCAUUUUGUGGAGUACGAUUGGAUCAAGGACCCAUCCGCCAAGAAUGUUCGGGAUGUCGGUGUAGGAGCCGGCGGAUCAUGGAUGUACGUCGACCGUAGCAAUGUCCUCUGGUACUGGGAGUAUGUAACGCAGACCUGGAGAAACUACGAACGUAAUGGAACUGGAUUUGAUUUGUUCGAUUCGCGGCACGUGGUCGUACUGGAUGAGAAAAGCCGCGCGUUCAAGAAGAACGGGAAUGAUUGGGUGGAUGCCGGGGAGACGUGUCGGGAGGUGUUUAUUAUGGAGGAGUCGUUUUUUUGUGUGACCUUUGGCAAAGAACUCAAGCUUGUUCCGUACUGAACAAUUUUCGUGUGCAAACGCUUCCAACCAAAAGUUAUAGGCAGCUACUGCCGCUCUUCUAAUUAAAAAUUUAAGUUUGUACUGCUUUCGUGAUAGAUGCUGCUUCAUUUUACUGCAGAUUUAAUCAGAUUUUAUAGCUUUCUUACAAUAACCGGUUUUUUAUGGACGUCACAAAAGGAAGU